Molecule: messenger RNA, 699 nt
Organism: Strongylus vulgaris
Lineage: Eukaryota; Metazoa; Nematoda; Chromadorea; Rhabditida; Strongylidae
Source: the annotation of a GenBank genome assembly
AUGUCUGAAGAUGUUUCACCAGCACUCAGAACUGAGAUGCCACACUUGAUAGCAAAUGAAGCUGCUGCGAAGUUUGCAGCUAGAGAACGAGCUGCAACUGCGCCGAAGUCUAGUCCGAGACAAACCCCUCUAUGGGAGCAAGAUCGACCAUCUUCACAUUCUUCACAUACGUCGUCGGCUCCUUCAUAUGCGUCGUAUUCUUCACAACAAUCCACGUCCAGUGCUCAAACUCAAUCAGUGAACACAUCGACAAGUACUGUCCAUGGAAGUAGCAACACCGUAGCACCGCUUCCUACUGUACGACUGCCGACAAUGAUUUCAUUACGGGAUCAACUACAUCACUUCCGAAAGGAAUUGAACAAUGCUAGAGAAGAUUCAUCGAGAGUUUAUCCUAUGUCCGAGGGAUUGUCGGGAUUUCCAAGGAGGGUUGCACAGCAUGACGGCUCAGUAUUGGAUGCGCGAGGUGGCAGUGAGGCGCCAAGGCUAAUGGAGAGAUGUUUUGGUGAUGUUCGAUCGGCGGCAGGAGACCGGGGGAGUGAACCAGCCCUGAUGAAGACCGAUCAACCGGAUGUGGUAGCAUCGGCACGACAUUCCGUACGAGCACAAAGUGAAAUGCAUAAACUACGCGAACGCGAGAACUCGUCCCCACCUUUAGAAGAACUGGCAGCGGCAGCGUUGAAAGCCUCGCAGUUCGACUAA